This is a messenger RNA of Suillus paluster, 1767 nucleotides long. RefSeq lists its product as uncharacterized. Bases 1 to 1605 code for a protein of 534 amino acids. NCBI's taxonomy places the organism in Eukaryota, Fungi, Basidiomycota, Agaricomycetes, Boletales, Suillaceae. Gene Ontology annotation, molecular function: glycerol kinase activity. The transcript is spliced from 11 exons. Gene Ontology annotation, cellular component: mitochondrion. The record is from RefSeq and is a predicted model, not a curated record. Gene Ontology annotation, biological process: glycerol metabolic process; glycerol-3-phosphate biosynthetic process; triglyceride metabolic process.
AUGUCAAAUUUAAAACAGGGCGAGUUUGUUGGGUCCCUUGAUUGCGGCACGACUUCCGUGCGGUUUAUCGUCUUUGACCAGUACGCAAACAUCGUCUCUCAGCAUCAAUCGGAGUUCCCGCAGUAUUACCCGAACCCAGGGUGGCAUGAGCACGACCCUGAAGAGAUACAACAAAUCUCUGAGGAGUGCAUCGCCCAGACUUGUGAGAAACUCGAGCAAGCGGGAUGGGCCAAGGAGAGCGUGAAAGUGAUCGGGAUUACGAACCAGCGUGAAACCACUGUUGCAUGGAGUCGGAGUACUGGUAAACCUCUAUGCAAAGCUAUCGUUUGGACCGAUUCUCGUACCAAGAACACUGUCGCUCACUUUGAGCACCUCUUGGCUACGACCGGACUCGAGGUGGAACCUGGACAGUUUAAGAGCGGAGAAGAAGGUGUUGAAGCUCUACGUGACAUUACGGGCCUAAAGCUCUCGACGUACUUCUCUGGGAUCAAACUUCGAUGGAUGAUUGACAACCACAGUGAAGUCCAGAAGGCACAUGACGAAGAUGAUCUACUUUUCGGAACAAUCGAAUCGUGGGUUGUUUAUAAUCUUACAGGUGGGGUCCAGGGGGGCAUUCAUGUUGGCGAAGUAACGAAUGCAUCUCGCACCCUUCUGCUAAACCUACACAAGCUUACUUGGGAUGAGCGGUUGCUGAGGUUUUUCGGUUUCAGACAGUCGAUACUACCAAAACUUGUGUCUUCUUCAGAGGUGUAUGGUCAUCUGUCUCUCGGCCCACUGAAGGCAGUCCCUAUCGGAGGACUCGUCGGGGACCAGCAAGGCGCUUUGGUGGGAAACCAGUGUCUCCGACAAGGAGAAGCCAAAUGUACAUAUGGUACGGGUGCGUUCCUCCUGUUCUGUACGGGAAAGGACAUUGUCAAGAGUGGUCAUGGACUUCUGAGCACGGUGGCCUACCAGCCCGGUCCAGGGGCCGCACCAGUCUAUGCAUUGGAAGGAAGUAUCGGAGUUGCUGGAAGCGCCAUCAAAUGGUUGCGAGACUCUAUGGGCUUUAUCAAGUCCGCCAGCGAGAUAAACACGUUGGCAGCUUCAGUCCCUGAUACUGGGGGCGUGUAUUUUGUUACUGCUUUCUCUGGCCUCCUCGCACCAUAUUGGGACCCCGGUGCUGCAGGCCUGCUUAUCGGAUUAUCCUCGUAUACCACUCCCGCACACAUUGCUCGUGCGACGAUGGAAGCCAAUGCUUUCCAGACCCGUGCAGUUCUUGAGAGCAUGAAACUUGAUUCAAGCACGGAGCUCAAACACCUUAAGGUCGACGGAGGGAUGACCAAUGGCGAUGUUUGUAUGGAGAUAUUGGCAGACAUCGGCGGUUUCGACGUUGUCCGUCCUGAUAUGAGAGAAUCAACAGCGCUAGGUUCAGCCCUUCUUGCUGGCUCAGCCAUCCGGCUAUUUGGUUGGGACAUAUCUAAGCCAGCGACGUUGGCGGAAGUCAACACCAAAGGCAGCCGAACUUUCAAUCCUCACAUGCCCGAGGAGGAUCGGGAAAGGGGGUGGACUGCAUGGCUGCGUGCCGUUGAGAGGUCAAAGGGUUGGGAUGAAGGUGUUUCCGAAUGAGAUGGAAGUGAUACCAAAAUUUGAAUACAUCUUCACUACCGGCCGGUGACAAACUACCGAAACUUUUUCAGAGGAUCAGAUUUUUUCUUCCCACCGCGACUUCCGCCCCCACCUCUGCCCCCACGACCACGGCCGCGACCGCGUGCAGAAGACUUUUUGAAU